CCAUUAUAGUGCUGAAAAACGUCACUUCCGCAAACAACACAGCCAUGUGUGUUUCGUGAAUACUGUGAAGAACAGGUUUUCUCCAGGCUAACAAUUACAUUAUCAAGCAAAAGAUCUGGUUAAAGACAUAUCACCAAAGAUCCAUGAGGCUACACUUGUAAAAAAUCCAGCCUUUCAUAUACCUGAUUUUGCAUCAACCAAAAUCAUAAUGGCAGAACAGGAGCCAGCUGUGAAGAAGAUGAAGUUAGCAGUGAAGGGCAAUGGAAAUGCUGCUGUACCAGUUGGGGUGCCUGUCAAAGAUGCUAUCAAAACAGAAGAGAUUGAAAAUGUGAAAGAAGAAAUUGAAGAAGUAGAACAUUUUAAAGAGACUGAUGUUGGAAUACUUGCCUUUAUCAGCGAUUUACCAGGUUUCCAGGGUAUUAUCAAACAAAGAUUCUCAGAUUUCAUUGUUAAUGAAGUAAAUGAAAAAGGAGAAGUGGUCCAUUUAACUUCUACCCCAGCCAAAACUGUACCAGAUGUGGAAAUUAUCAAAACUGAGAAUCUCACAUCAACAGAAAUCAAGGAGCCAGAAGAAGAAUCCAAGCCUGCGGUACCAACGCCUGUCAAGUGCAGUCAGCUGCCAGAUGCUGAAGUGGAUGAACUCAACAAACUCCUGCAGUCUACAGACAAGUCUAUGAUAGUCACCCUUCAGGCAGGAGAUGACAAGGAGAAGAGGUGUCACAUCCACAGGGCCAUCAGGACCUGCUUCUCGAACAUGGAGAGUACCACAGUUGAGGUGGAUGGACAGAAAGUCAUCCAGGUCAAGAAACUACCUCCUCCCAAGAAAGCUAAAGGGGGCUUUCGCCAGGGGAGUUAUCAUCAAAGACGAAGCUGGUCUAGUGAGCAGGGUGACUACUGUCGCUUCACCCUCUACAAGGAGAACAAGGACACCAUGGAUGCCAUCUUUAAGCUUGCACAUAUGUUACAUGUCAAUAAGGGAAUAUUCCAGUAUGGUGGAACAAAGGACAGACGAGCCAAAACAACACAGGAAGUAACUGCCUACAAAGUAUGGAAAGAAAAACUAGAAGCUGUCAGUCCAACCCUAUGGAAUAUGAAAUUAGGAGACUUCAGAUAUGUGGACAAACCACUGCGACUUGGACAGAUCUGUGGAAACAAGUUUUCUAUCGUCCUUAGAAAUGUGACUGAGCCUGAUGACUCUAAGAUCAACAAAGCAAUGGCGUCCCUCCGUGACUUUGGUUUCAUCAACUACUUUGGCAUGCAGAGAUUCGGAACCACAUCCAUUCCCACUUACCAUGUCGGAAGGGCUAUACUUAACAGCGAGUGGGAGGAGACAGUGAACCUCAUCAUGAAACCACGACCGUGGGAAUAUGGUGAGAUUGCUGAGUGUCGUCGUAUUUGGUGGGACAAGAGAGACUGUAGUGCUGCCCUCAAGGUCUACCCUAAACGCUUUUCCAUAGAGCGUACCCUCCUGCAAGGCCUCAAAAAAAAUGGCAAGAAUUUUUGUGGUGCAUUUGGGAUGAUUCCACGGAACACACGACUCAUGUACCUACACAGUUAUCAAAGCUACAUCUGGAACUGUGUUGUGUCACGCAGGAUCCACGAGUUCGGGAUGAGGCCGGUGAUCGGGGACCUGGUGCUUCCUCAGGAAUCUACAGAUGUGGAUCUGAAUCAGGAGCAUGAGGGAGAGGAAGAUGAUGAUGACAAUAACGGGAAGAGAUUCCAAAUGCAGCCAAUCGUAGUGGACGAGUCCAACAUAAAAGACUACACCAUUUACGAUGUUGUCAUGACGAUUCCAGGGUUUGAUGUCAUGUAUCCAGAGAAUUCAGUGAAGAGCUGGGUCACUGAGAUGUUGGAGAAGGAUAAACUUACGAUUGAGAGUUUUCGCCAUAAAAACAGACAGUACGCACUGAAAGGAACCUACAGGAAGAUGCUGAUCAGGCCAACAGAUGUGACUUGGCAGAUGUACAAGUAUGAUGAUGUGGUGCAACCACUAGUGCUUAGUGACAUGGACCGACUGGAGGGUGUGCCGGAACCACAGUCUAUACCGGGUGGCGCCCUGAAAGCCCUGAAGUUGGAGAUGACACUGCCACCAUCCUGCUAUGCAACUAUGGCUCUCCGAGAGGUUCUCAAAAUGGACACUUCAUCCGCACAUCAGUCCUCCCUAAAUCCAACACUGGACGUCAACACUAGCGAGGACAAACCCAUGGACACCCUUGCAUGACCACUUUUCAUCUAGAUGUCAUCCAAUUGUUAUGAAUGUGACUAGGAAUAAACUGCACAAGAUAAUUGACAAAUACAAAUUUUGUUUUUCUGUUCAGUGAAAAAAUCUUGAAUCUAAGCAUUGUCCUUAAAAUGUGUUUGUUCUGGUGCUAUUGGAUAAACUUGCACUGUUCAACAAAAAUAUUGCAAAGCGGAACAGUCCCAUGCCGAACUGACAUACUUAAGAUCUUCUGAUGCAUAACUGUAUAUAAAUGUAUGAAACUAUGGAAAUUAAAGACACAAAACUUCA
This is a messenger RNA of Mizuhopecten yessoensis (Yesso scallop), 2509 nucleotides long. RefSeq names its product pseudouridylate synthase 7 homolog. Gene Ontology annotation, cellular component: nucleus. The record is from RefSeq and is a predicted model, not a curated record. Bases 209 to 2221 code for a protein of 670 amino acids. The transcript has 18 exons. Lineage: Eukaryota; Metazoa; Mollusca; Bivalvia; Pectinida; Pectinidae. Gene Ontology annotation, molecular function: pseudouridine synthase activity; RNA binding. Gene Ontology annotation, biological process: pseudouridine synthesis.